AGAGAGAGAGAGAGGGGAGUUGGUUAUGUCCGGCCCCAUGUGCUUCUUCGAUUUCAGAGUCUGUUAUAAAGAGGAAGCUAAAUUGAUUCGAUCAAUGCCAAUGGCGGUUCCUUCCUUUGCAGAGCAGACGUCUAUGCUCCAAGCAGAGGAGACGGCGGCCAUGGACGUGAGAGCUCUGCACAGAGCUCUGGAGUGGCUCAGGCCCUUCGUGGAGACAAUGGGGUGGGAGUACGUCGUCGUCUGGAAGCUCGGCGAUGACCCGUCUAGGUUCAUUGAGUGGGUUGGAUGUUGCUGCAGCGGGUUUAGGUGCGGUGAUGUGAAGGAGGAGAAGAAGGAAUCGUGCGGACACCUAGCUCCGCUCUGCAGGGACGGGUACUGUAAGCACUUGGUGCGGAGCAGAGCCUGUGAGGCGCUCUCUCAGCUCCCUUCUCUCAUGCCUCUCUACUCCGGGCUUCAUGGAGAAGUCGUGAUAUCAGAUGAACACAGAUGGAUCAGCCCUGCAGUCUCCUCGGAUUCAAACUCUUCGCCUGAAUCAGGGGGGACCCGGGUCUUGAUCCCCGUUGCCGGCGGCAUUGUCGAGCUGUUCAACGCCAAACAUAUAGCAGAAGAGCGUAAGAUCGUAGAGAUAAUCAAGAGCCAGUGCCUGUUCUUCUCCAAGCAAGAGUCCAUGAUGACAAGCCUCGACAGAUUGUUCCUUGAAAAUUACUCAAAGCACUCUGCAGUUCCAAUCUGUACGCCGAGUAUGGUCCAUUUACCCCAGUUUCUUGCCCCAAGGAUCCAGUCUAGUCCACACAACAACUCCAUCUAUGAGGGUUCGUCUAGCAGCUCGAACCUGUCAAGUGAGAACACGCCGAUCGCAUAUUUCGGGUGUAGCGAAUCUAGAGAUGUCCAGAAUUCCUUGAGGCCGCAGAAUAUCUCAGGCAGUGGCAUUAAGAGUAACAGCCGUGAAGCAGGUGGCAGGUCCCGAGAAGGACAGAAUGGGCCCUCGAAGAAUUUGCUAGCUGAGCAAAGGAGGAGGACACGGCUUAAGGAGAAGCUGUUCGCACUACGUGCUAUAGUCCCGAAGAUAUCCAAAAUGGACAUGGCUGCGAUUCUCAUAGAUGCAAUGGCCUACAUAGAGGAGCUGAAGGGGGAGAUGAAAAGCCUCCAGGACGAACUGAAGAAUAUGGAGGAAGAGGAAUGCCGACUGAAUAGCAGAGAAUCAAAGAUUCCGAAGUUGAAUGGAGAAAAUAAGUUCAGUAAGAACUCAUUUGCCGCCGAGGAUGAUCGAGAUUAUUUGUAUCUGGGCCUCCCAUACAAGAAAGAGGUCCAAGUUGAGGUGAAUCAAGUCGGGAAAGGAGCUCUUCUGGUCAGGUUAUUGUGCGAGAAGAGGGCUGGAUGGUUUUCGAGAUUGAUGGAGGCUCUGUGUUCUUCAGGACUCAUCAUUCUCGAUGCUAAUGUAACAACACUGAAGGAUAGGGCCCUGACAGUCCUCAGGCUUGAGGGACAGAAGGAUAUCUACCCCAAGAAAUUGAAGGACUCGUUGACAAAGAUUGCUAGCUCAUGAAUCUUCACGUCAAGUACACGAAAAUGGGGGAGCAAAUAAAAGGGCUGCACCACGGAAGAAGGAAGAUCAGGUCUCUUAUACAGGCAAUUUUACAGAGCACUUAUCGAAUUCAUCAGCGACAAACCGUGGCUUUCACUGAGUUUUAGAAUGCGUACUAUGACUCUUCUUCGUUUCCGCUGGAGCGAAGUCAUUUUGAUAUAGUUUUUGCUAAAGUCAGGUAACUAGUAACAACUUCAGCAUCUAAUACAAAAGAUAACAGAGCAGCUCCUUAAGACUGGUCUGUUGAAAUUGACAUGAUUUGUUUUCUUCUUCAACAAGUAUUCUAUAUUACAUCCCUUAGUUGGA
This is a messenger RNA of Punica granatum (pomegranate), 1891 nucleotides long. The record is from RefSeq and is a predicted model, not a curated record. NCBI's taxonomy places the organism in Eukaryota, Viridiplantae, Streptophyta, Magnoliopsida, Myrtales, Lythraceae.